GCCGCAGCCUGGGAUCCCUCAGGGAUCCCCCCGGAGCCGCCGCUUCCCCCAUGGACUUGCCCGGGGACUCCAGCGCGUCUGGCUCACGGCAUCUGUGUCGCCAGCCACUGGCCCGAGCAUUAUGGGCUGCCGGGAGCGCCAAACGGCCGAGGCUGCAGCCUCUGGGGGCUCCUUCGCCCCUGGAAAAGGCCUCUCGACGGGUCCUGGCCGUGGUGCUGGAAGAUGUCAUGGCUGCCCACAUGGUCCCUCUGGUGCCCCAAAGGGAAGCCGUCAACCCACGGCACCACAGCAACCACUGGGCCUCCGUCCCCAGGCAGACGCCUCCUGCCUCGCUGUCUCCACAGCCUGCGUGGGCCUCACCGGCCAGAUCUCCCAACCCUCUGCACUUGUGCCGAGAGCCCUUAACCCGCAGCCACCGGCCGCCUCCAAGCCUGAGGCGGCGACAGAGGACGAGCCCUGGCCCAGAGGAGGGCUCUCCACCAAAGGCAAACAGGGGGGCCCAGCCCACCCUGGUGGUGAUGCUGGAGGACAUUGCUGGCUCUAGACCGCCAACUGAGGUGCCCAAGCUUCAGGGCUUUGAUCCUGAGACCUCCAACUUCACCCCGGCCCAAAGGGAUGAGCCCAUGCCAAUGGCUCCCCAGCCAACCCCUUUGCCCAAGGACCUGGAGCCCUCCUUCCAGCCAUCUGCCCUGCCUGUUGGUUGUUCAGAGAGCCCCUCAGCCGUCCCAGAUCCUGACCUGGAGUCCUCAGUCCCAGAUCCUGACCUGGAGUCCUCAGUCUCAGAUCCUGACCUGGAGUCCUCAGGCCCAGAUCCUGACCUGGAGUCCACCUCAGCCCCACCAAUGUCCACUCUCUUACGUCCUCGCCUCAGCCCUUGGGGCUUAGCCCCACUCUUCCGUUCCGUCCGUUCCAAGCUGGAGAGUUUUGCUGACAUCUUCCUGACACCCAACAAAGUCCCUCGGCCCCCACCCCCGGCACCUCCCAUGAAGCUGGAAUUGAAGAUUGCCAUCUCAGAAGCUGAGCAGUCUGGGGCGCCCGACACCACUACCUGUGUCAGUCCACGGCCCCCUAUUCACCAGUGGCGGGGCCAGGACCACAGUCCCCCAGCACUGCUCCCUAAGUCCUCUCUGGGCCGAAGUCACUCCUGCCCUGAUCUAGGGCCCCCAGUCCCAGGUGCCUGCCCCUGGCUCCCCGUUACACCCCAUCUCAGUCGGCCGAGGCCCCGACGGCACACUGUGGGUGGUGGCGAGAUGGCCCACGCCGCACUGCUGCCGCCGCCUCCUCGACCCUGUCUUCGGAAAGAAGUGUUUCCUCUUGGAGGGAUGGGCACCUCCCCACCCCUCACUGCAUCUUGCUCAUCCACCACGUCCGCAUCUUCCUUCUCAGAGCCAGCAGAUGCCAGGUUGGGCUCACCUCAAAGGAAGGAGCCAAGGGCCUCAAAGGACCAGGUUCAUUCAGACCCCAAGACCAAGACCAUGGGGAAGGUGUCUCGAUUCAGAAUACGCAGGACGCCAGCCAGGCCACAGCCCAACCUGACACCCAUGGGGCUGCCUCGACCAGUCAGGUUGAACAAGACGGAAUUCAGUUUGGAAGAAAUUUACACCAACAAGAAUUACCAGUCUCCCACCACCAGGAGGACCUUUGAAACCAUCUUUGAGGAACCCCGGGAACGCAACGGAACUCUGAUCUUCACCAGCUCUAGGAAGCUCCGGCGGGCCGUCGUGUUUCGGGACAGCAGCCUUCCUCGUUCCCGGCGGCCCUACCGAGGGGUCCGUGCUGCAGCUGGCAGGACCCUUUCUCCCAGCCCGGCCCCUAGCCAAGAUGUGGGACCUCUGCUGCAGCAGCGGCUGGAGGAGCUGGAUGCCUUGCUCCUGGAAGAAGAGGAGGAGGAGCCCAUGGAUGGGGACCAGCCCCACUGGACCUAGGAACUCCAUGUUUGCCCGUCUGUCCAUCCGUCCUGGCGUGGGGAAGCCACCUGAGGGAGUCAUGAUUAUUUUUCUUUAUAUUUCUAGUAAAGUUUUCGCUAUGUUUGA
Molecule: messenger RNA, 2033 nt
Organism: Echinops telfairi (small Madagascar hedgehog)
Lineage: Eukaryota; Metazoa; Chordata; Mammalia; Afrosoricida; Tenrecidae
Gene: PRR14
Product: proline rich 14
Exons: 11
Coding region: 51-1925 (624 amino acids)
Cellular component (GO): nucleoplasm
Source: RefSeq, a predicted model, not a curated record